AAUUCCAUAAUACCUUGUUAGUAAUGUAAUGCUUUCGACUGCGUUUGUUACGAGAAAAUGUACAUAUAUUCAAGGUGUAUGAGGUCUUAUUUGACCAAUGUACGUUAUUUCUCAAUAACAACAAAGAAGGAUCCCGUAGCUUCUACUAGGUCAACAGGCGAAUACACCUUCAAUAAUAUAAUUGGCAAAAAUUCAAGGACUCAACAGCAUAAGAUAAGUAGAGAAGGAUCGUUUGACGCAUUGUAUCAAGAAUGUAUGACGGACAUUUACAGAGAAAGAGCCGAAGCCGACGGUUACUCCGAAGAAACAAAAGAUUCACAAGAAAUAUUAGAUCUAACAAAACAAGAACGGGAAAUAACUAAAGCAAUAUUUAGAAGAGUCGCACCGCACGACAAGCUGAUACCCAAAUUAAAUGAAAAGGACGAUUAUAUUGAUCCAUAUUGGGAUCCAUUUAAAAGGUUGGAUGGGUUGAAAAUGCAAGUUGCAGCGGAAUUCAACGAUUUGGCACGAUUAGUCAGUGCUGCUGAAGUUAGGAAACAAAGGAAACGAUUAAGACAGGCAGCAGAAACAUUUGAUAACUAUAAUGAUCCUUAUUCACAGACAAGCGACGCCGGGGAGAGUGAGGAACCGCUACCCAGUAAUUUAAAUGAACGUUUUUGGAAUCCAGAUGCCGAAAGACGCACAGUACUGGAAAACAAUAAAAGACCAUUUUCUUUCAGAGAUUUACAUGUUCUCCACAAUUUUGUUGCUGAAAAUGGUCAAAUAUUGCCACGACGGUUGACAUAUGCAACACGACAGCAACAAAGGCAAAUAUUUAGAGCUAUACGUGUUGCCAGGCAAAUGGCGCUUUUCCCAUAUGAUUGGAAACCAAGAUAUCGCGAUAGAAUACCACUAAUGAAUCCACAACAGUAUUUAGCAGAUGAAUUAUUCCACCGCUACAAAAACAAGGGAGAUCUGCGCGCAAGAGCCAUGUUACACGUUCUAAUGAAGAAGUGCACAGACGUAAAUUGCUUCAGGUUUCUUAAAUAUGAGGCUCAAAAAUUCAAGUCUAAAUCAAGCUUCAAGGAUACACUAGAUAAACACACAUGUGAAUAAGCGCACCAGUGAAACGGACGCAAAUGAUGCAAGUCUAAUGAAAUACACACAUUAAUAUAUAAUUGUGUAAUUCU
Molecule: messenger RNA, 1169 nt
Organism: Babesia bovis T2Bo
Lineage: Eukaryota; Apicomplexa; Aconoidasida; Piroplasmida; Babesiidae
Product: putative ribosomal protein S18
Exons: 8
Coding region: 58-1095 (345 amino acids)
Biological process (GO): translation
Cellular component (GO): ribosome; mitochondrial small ribosomal subunit
Molecular function (GO): small ribosomal subunit rRNA binding; structural constituent of ribosome
Source: RefSeq, a predicted model, not a curated record